Messenger RNA from Aricia agestis (brown argus), 13771 nucleotides. RefSeq names its product titin (gene Sdb). Gene Ontology annotation, cellular component: centriole; ciliary basal body; sperm flagellum. Gene Ontology annotation, biological process: microtubule anchoring. NCBI's taxonomy places the organism in Eukaryota, Metazoa, Arthropoda, Insecta, Lepidoptera, Lycaenidae. The record is from RefSeq and is a predicted model, not a curated record. The coding region runs from base 197 to 13528 and encodes 4443 amino acids. The transcript has 4 exons. Gene Ontology annotation, molecular function: microtubule binding.
GUCGACAGAAUCCGCGGGUCAGUUGCGAGCGGCGCGCGCGCACACCGACACGAACGACUCUCGCGAAUUGUUUCUCGCUUGGCAGUUUGACAUUAUAUAUUAUGUGAUAUUUAGACGUAGAUUAUUUCGCAUUUAAGAAUCUCGUAGAUAAUAAGACGUUUUAAUUUAUUUAUAAAGUUAUAUAAGUGUUUACGAAAUGACUAUAAAAAAUAAAAAGACUAAGGAGGUGAGCUCGAAGGCCUCGAGCAGUGUACAAAAAUCUACCGCGACGACGUCCGUGCAGAAGAGCAACACCGUCCAGAAGGUCAGCUCGUCCGGUAAGAAAGUCCGAUACAUAGAGGUUAAGGUCGAGGAGGAGGACCCGCUGAUGAUCACGGAUAUAUCCGAUCACGCUUCCUUGAGUGGUUCCACCGUCUCGGAGCUCUACAACAGCCACCCGCAUUACAUCAUCACGGAGGCUCCGUCGAUCCCCGACCUGUCGCAGUCGAGGUCACUCGAGCACAACGUGAGCGAUAUGGCUCAGUCUACGACAGGUGAAUAUGUGUCCUCCUCGGUAGCUCAGGAGUCCUCCUCCCACCAGCAGAGCUCCACGAGCCAAACAUUCCACUCCUCGUCCACGUCUGUGCAGCAAUCUGACACAUCACACGGUCAGACUUUCGAUAGAACGAUGGAUUCCUCUGUGGACAACAAGACGCUCAACACGGCUUUCAUUGAUAGUUCCUCUCAAAAUUUGAUGAGCUCCAACAGCAACACGUCAAAAUCUCACGGUGAAACUCAGUCUUUCAUUCAGUCUGAACGUCAAAAUUUAAUGGACACACAUUCCAGUACGUCGCGUACAUCACAAGAUAAUGUGAAAAAUACAAAGACUUCUGUAGAUUCUAAAAAUAUUCGCGAGAAUGAACGCCACAAAAUAGUUCCUGGUACAACACAGAGAGACAAAACGGUUAGAUCCGAUACGUCUAACUUUUAUGGAGGCGAAGGAAGUCUUGACAAAAACAAAAACGUUAAACAGUAUUCGUCUACGACGAGCACCAGUGAUGCUAAAAGCAGUAAAGUCAUGAAAUCUUCAUCUUCUUCAUAUGUAGUUGAAAUCAUAGACGGGAAAGAGCGCAUAAUAGACAGUUCAAAAAGAGAAUGGGGUGAUGCACAAGAAUCAGCAUCUAAAGAAGCAUAUGCCAGCAUUAGUGGCACUGACAUAAAGCCUGAAACCGUAUACAGUGCACAAAAUUACGACAUGAAAUCCAAGUACGAUACAGGAAAAGAUGGAAGUAAGCCCACAAAUGAAAUGACAGUCAUAGAAGAUUCGCGAGUGAUAAAAGACGGAAAACAAAUAACAGUUCAUGACAGCAUCAUCUCUCACAAGGACAAUUUAACACAACAACAGCAUUCUUCUAUUCAAGAUUAUUCUACAUCUAAAGAUCAAUACCAGUCUAACGUUUCAGAGACAGAUGCUCGUUAUACUAAUAAAGACACUUCGAAAACAAACACAAUAAUAAAAGACAGUAAAACAACUAAUCAAAGAUCUAAUAUUAGAAGAAACAUGAAUCAAACUGAUUCAUCAAAUUUCUAUGGUUAUGAUGCCACUAUACAAAAUGAACUUAAAAAAGUAGGAGACAUUUUGCAUAUAAACGAAGUUGACAAUUUGAACUACUCAACGAAAAUAAUGAAAAGUAACACAAGUAGCGCUCAGCAAGCAUCUACAUCGUCUUACGCGUUUGAAGUUGUCGACGGAGUACAGCGUGUGGUAGAUAGUUCUCACAGAGAAUGGGGUGAUAGCAAGGAGCUAGCUACUCAUGAAAAAAGUCAUUUUAUUAGCGGCACAGGAAUAAAGCCCGAACAUGAAUACUCAAGACAUGUAUUAGACAAAGAAUCUUACUAUGACACCGGUAAAAAUGGCAUUCCUAAAAGUGCUACACAAAUCACGGAGGAAUCUGCUUUGUAUAAGAACGGUAAAGAAAUUGCAUCAACGAGUAAUACUUAUGCAGGUGACUUUACCAAGAAACCUGCAAUCACCGAACAUUCCACUAUUUUAGAAGAGACUGAUAGUAAGAAUAUAUCUAGGACUUCGAAUACAAAUGUUUCUUCAGAUCGUCACACAUCUACGGAUACAUAUAAAACAACUCAAAAAGACAUCAAAGAUACUACAUCAACUGUCAAAGAUGUCAAAGACGUAACGAAGACGACUGAUUUUAUAACAAAUGAAAAGAACAAUUUAACAAAAGAAUCUACGUCUAAGACUGAAACAAAAGAUACUCGUACUACAUACGAGAGAAGCACGGGUACCUGGAAUGGAAAAUUUGUUUACGAGAAAGACGAAGACAGGCCUCGGCGUCCUAAAGAAAGAUCACCAUUUGAGACGCCAGAACAUCAACAGCUUAGACAUCAUUUGAAAAGACAAGAUACAGAAGAUAACAUUAUUCUGUCUUCACGAGACAUUAAAGAUUUUACGUCUAUCAGCGAUCUACGUAAAAUUAUCGAAACAUCACAAACCAAUAAAGACAUUAAAGUUAGCAACAAUAAUAUUGUGAUCAAAAGAAAUAUCGAUGACAGAGUUCUAAAAGAGAUUAUUGAGACGGUUAAAAAGUACCCAUUCAAACGGAUCGAUAAAGUGACAUUCGGUACUAAGAUAAACGAGGAUGUUAAGGAUCUUUACGAAGGUAUUGAUACAGAACAAACUACAGUUAUUAACAGAACGACUGGAGAUGCCAUUAAGAAAUCGUUUGAGGUGGAGAAAACUAGAAGUCAAAUUGAAGUAACAAAAUACAUAACAGAAAAUGGUAUAACACGGAAAGUUACAACUUAUGAAGAUGCGAAGGAAGACGAAAAGGUUAAGACCGAUGUUUUCGUCGACAACAGCUCGCUAGACGUCAGAAACUUGAAGGAUGUCCGCACAACGAACGAAAUUACCGAAUACGACGUGGUGGAUCGAUCUGUCACCGACACGAGGGAAGAUACUGUGGUCCGCACUGUCUACGACGAGUCUAUCAUUGACGAUAGAAAGACUGUGCGAGACGACAGAACGGUAAUAGAAGAGACUGUCUACAUAGACGAGACCAGGCCGCGACAAGCAGGCCCCAAGAAACCAGAGAAGAUUGUUCACAAAGAACAGUGCAUCUGCGAAAUUUGUACCUGUGGGCGUCACCGCUGCCCACACAACGAUGUCCCGGAGCCAUUGUUCGAUGUGGAGCGCACGACCGUGGUCUCCGCGUACCAACAGGACUACGAUGAGAAGCACGUCAGCCGCACCACCGCCGUCCACCAUGAGGACCACCUGCGCCUCGAGGGAGACUUCCAGCAGCCAGAGAAACCACAUUGGCAACCCGCCGAGCGGCCCAAGCCCACGAAACCCGAGGACAAUCUGAAACCGGAGGGCGACUUCGAAAAACGACGCCCCGAGGAGUGGCGCCCCGGCGACAGAGCUCCCACUCGGCGCCCCGAAGACAACCUACGCCCCGAGGGAGAAUUCACCACCCCAGAGAAACAGCAGUGGCAACCGGCCGAGAGACCGAAACAGAAGAGACCGGAGGACAACCUCAAACCCGAGGGAGACUUCGAGAAACGUCAACCCGAGGAUUGGCGUCCCGGUGACAGAGCGCCGACUCGACGCCCGCAAGAUAACUUGUAUCCCGAAGGUGACUUUGAGACUCCCGAGAAAAAACCGUGGAAGCCAGCUGAAAGACGCGAACAAAAGAGACCCGAAGACAAUUUGAAACCUGAGGGUGAUUUCGAGAGGCGUAGACCGGAGGAGUGGCGUCCGGGUGACAGAGCUCCGACUCGUCGCCCCGAGGACAACUUACAUCCUGAAGGCGAAUUUGUUACCCCUGAAAAACAAGCCUGGAAGCCGGCCGAAAGACCGAAGCAAAAGAGACCAGAAGAUAAUCUUAAGCCCGAAGGUGACUUUUACCAGCGCCAGCCAGAGGAUUGGCGCCCCGGUGAGAGAGCUCCAGUGCGUAAACCUGAAGACAAUCUUCGGCCGGAAGGUGAUUUUGAAAAGAGGAGACCAGAAGAAUGGAAACCUGGAGACAGGGAACCCGUUCGAAAGCCCCAAGACAAUUUGAAACCGGAAGGUGAAUUCGAGAAACGGCGACCUGAAGAAUGGCGUCCGGGUGAUAGGGCACCGACUCGUCGUCCUGAAGACAAUUUAUACCCAGAAGGCGAGUUUGUGACACCCGAAAAGCAGCAGUGGAAACCAGCUGAACGACCGAAGCAAAAGAGACCAGAGGACAACCUAAAACCGGAGGGUGAUUUUGAGAGACGUCAACCGGAGGAUUGGCGUCCAGGUGAGAGAGCACCGGUUCGUAAGCCGGAAGAUAAUCUUAAGCCUGAAGGUGACUUUGAAAAGCGCCGACCCGAAGAAUGGCAACCUGGUGACAGGGCUCCAACUCGCCGUCCCGAAGAUAAUUUACGUCCCGAAGGUGAAUUCGAGACUCCUGAGAAGACCACUUGGAGGCCAGCAGAAAAGCGGGAGCAGAAGAGACCCGAAGACAACUUAAAGCCAGAAGGAGAUUUCGAAAAGAGAAGACCAGAGGAAUGGCGCCCUGGUGACAGGGCACCGACCCGUCGCCCGGUUGAUAAUCUCCGCCCUGAAGGAGAGUUUGAGACUCCAGAGAAGCCAAAAUGGCAACCAGCCGAAAGACCAAAACAAACCAAACCCGAAGACAAUCUGAAACCUGAAGGCGAAUUCGAAAAAAGAAAGCCAGAAGAUUGGCGUCCAGGUGAAAGAGCACCAGUAAAACGUCCUGAAGAUAACCUGAGGCCGGAGGGAGAAUUCACCACUGAACGAACAAUCACACAAGAUUAUACUGUUGUGAUUGGUGAAAGGGCUGAAGUAAUACGGCGAGAAGAUAAUCUUAUAAUGGAGGGAGAUUUCACAGAUACAACCACUUCUCGUACAGAGUAUGUUGUAAAACCUACGGAAAGGCCAAAACCAGUGCGAAGAAAUACAUGGACAAAGGUGGAAGGCGACAUGAUGACUGAGACGACAAGCCACUCUGAAUUCAUCGAUUAUUCUGAUACAGUCGAAAGAACGACUCUUGCUACUCGCAAAAUGGAUAACAUAAUACAGGAAGGAGAAAUCGAGUUUGUUACUUCAAACCAAAAUGACUAUACACAGAAAAAUACAUUGGUUGAGCGUCCACAAAGACGAAGAACAUGGACAAAGGAAGAUUUCGAAAAUAUUCACUCGACAGAAGAAAUAGAAACACUUACCACAACUCAAGAGGAAUAUCAAACGUAUGAACAUAGGCAAAUUAAACGACCAGAAAUGAAGAAACCUAAAGAUAAUCUUAAGCCAGAAGGAGAUUUUGAAAAACCGAAACAAGAGGAAUGGUCUCCUGCUGAAAAACAAAAACCAAUAAAACCAAAAGACAAUCUUAAGACUGAAGGUGACUUUGAAACUCCAGAAAAAGAGCGAUGGCAACCAGCUGAACGACCGACUCAGAAGAAACCUAAAGACAAUUUAAAACCUGAGGGUGAAUUUGAGCGACCGAAAGAGGAUGAGUGGAGGCCUGCUGAACGUCGUACACAACAUAAACCUAGAGAUAACUUACAACCAGAAGGUGAAUUCGAAAGACCUAAAGAAGAUGAAUGGAGACCAGCUGAGAAACAGACUCCACACAAACCACAAGACAAUCUCAGACCCGAGGGUGACUUUGAAACCCCGGAAAAGGAGCGGUGGCAACCAGCUGAACGACCGACUCAGAAGAAACCGAAAGACAAUUUGAAACCUGAGGGUGAAUUUGAGCGACCAAAAGAGGAUGAGUGGAGACCUGCCGAGCGACCUAAACAAAAGAAACCUAAGGAUAACCUACAACCAGAAGGUGAAUUCGAAAGACCUAAAGAAGAAGAAUGGAGACCAGCUGAGAAACAGACUCCACGCAAACCACAAGAUAAUCUCAGACCUGAGGGUGACUUCGAAACCCCAGAAAAGGAGAGGUGGCAACCAGCUGAACGACCGACCCAGAAGAAACCUAAAGACAAUUUGAAACCUGAGGGUGAAUUUGAGCGACCGAAAGAGGAUGAGUGGAGGCCUGCUGAACGUCGUACACAACAGAAACCAAGAGAUAACUUACAACCAGAAGGUGAAUUCGAAAGACCUAAAGAAGAUAAAUGGAGACCAGCUGAGAAACAGACUCCACACAAACCGCAAGACAAUCUCAGACCCGAGGGUGACUUUGAAACCCCAGAAAAGGAGAGGUGGCAACCAGCAGAACGACCGACCCAGAAGAAACCUAAAGACAAUUUGAAACCUGAGGGUGAAUUUGAGCGACCAAAAGAGGGUGAGUGGAGGCCCGCUGAACGUCGUACACAACAGAAACCUAGAGAUAACUUACAACCAGAAGGUGAAUUCGAAAGACCUAAAGAAGAUGAAUGGAGACCAGCUGAAAAACAGACACCGCGGAAACCAAAAGAUAAUCUCAAACCAGAAGGUGACUUUGAAACCCCAGAAAAGGAGCGGUGGCAACCAGCGGAACGACCGACCCAGAAGAAACCUAAAGACAAUUUGAAACCUGAGGGUGAAUUUGAGCGACCUAAAGAGGAUGAGUGGAGGCCAGCUGAACGUCGUACACAACAGAAACCUAGAGAUAACUUACAACCAGAAGGUGAAUUCGAAAGACCUAAAGAAGAUGAAUGGAGACCAGCUGAAAAACAGACACCGCGGAAACCAAAAGAUAAUCUCAAACCAGAAGGUGACUUUGAAACUCCCGAAAAGGAGCGAUGGCAGCCAGCUGAACGGCCAACUCAGAAAAAGCCUAAAGACAACUUAAAACCUGAGGGUGAGUUUGAGAGACCAAAAGAGGAUGAGUGGAGGCCAGCUGAACGUCGUACACAACAGAAACCUAGAGAUAACUUACAACCAGAAGGUGAAUUCGAAAGACCUAAAGAAGAUGAAUGGAGACCAGCUGAAAAACAGACACCGCUUAAACCACAAGACAAUCUCAGACCUGAGGGUGACUUCGAAACCCCAGAAAAGGAGAGGUGGCAACCAGCUGAACGACCGACCCAGAAGAAACCUAAAGACAAUUUGAAACCUGAGGGUGAAUUUGAGCGACCGAAAGAGGAUGAGUGGAGGCCUGCUGAACGUCGUACACAACAGAAACCAAGAGAUAACUUACAACCAGAAGGUGAAUUCGAAAGACCUAAAGAAGAUAAAUGGAGACCAGCUGAGAAACAGACUCCACACAAACCGCAAGACAAUCUCAGACCUGAGGGUGACUUCGAAACCCCAGAAAAGGAGAGGUGGCAACCAGCUGAACGACCGACCCAGAAGAAACCUAAAGACAAUUUGAAACCUGAGGGUGAAUUUGAGCGACCGAAAGAGGAUGAGUGGAGGCCUGCUGAACGUCGUACACAACAGAAACCAAGAGAUAACUUACAACCAGAAGGUGAAUUCGAAAGACCUAAAGAAGAUCAAUGGAGACCAGCUGAAAAACAGACACCGCGGAAACCAAAAGAUAAUCUCAAACCAGAAGGUGACUUUGAAACUCCCGAAAAGGAGCGAUGGCAGCCAGCUGAACGGCCAACUCAGAAAAAGCCUAAAGACAACUUGAAACCUGAGGGUGAGUUUGAGAGACCAAAAGAGGAUGAGUGGAGGCCAGCUGAACGUCGUACACAACAGAAACCUAGAGAUAACUUACAACCAGAAGGUGAAUUCGAAAGACCUAAAGAAGAUGAAUGGAGACCAGCUGAAAAACAGACACCGCGGAAACCACAAGACAAUCUCAGACCUGAGGGUGACUUCGAAACCCCAGAAAAGGAGAGGUGGCAACCAGCUGAACGACCGACCCAGAAGAAACCUAAAGACAAUUUGAAACCUGAAGGUGAAUUUGAGCGACCGAAAGAGGAUGAGUGGAGGCCUGCUGAACGUCGUACACAACAGAAACCAAGAGAUAACUUACAACCAGAAGGUGAAUUCGAAAGACCUAAAGAAGAUACAUGGAGACCAGCUGAGAAACAGACUCCACACAAACCGCAAGACAAUCUCAGACCCGAGGGUGACUUUGAAACCCCAGAAAAGGAGAGGUGGCAACCAGCGGAACGACCGACCCAGAAGAAACCUAAAGACAAUUUGAAACCUGAGGGUGAAUUUGAGCGACCAAAAGAGGAUGAGUGGAGGCCCGCUGAACGUCGUACACAACAGAAACCUAGAGAUAACUUACAACCAGAAGGUGAAUUCGAAAGACCUAAAGAAGAUGAAUGGAGACCAGCUGAAAAACAGACACCGCGGAAACCAAAAGAUAAUCUCAAACCAGAAGGUGACUUUGAAACUCCCGAAAAAGAGCGAUGGCAGCCAGCUGAACGGCCAACUCAGAAAAAGCCUAAAGACAACUUGAAACCUGAGGGUGAGUUUGAGAGACCAAAAGAGGAUGAGUGGAGGCCAGCUGAACGUCGUACACAACAGAAACCUAGAGAUAACUUACAACCAGAAGGUGAAUUCGAAAGACCUAAAGAAGAUGAAUGGAGACCAGCUGAAAAACAGACACCGCGGAAACCACAAGACAAUCUCAGACCUGAGGGUGACUUCGAAACCCCAGAAAAGGAGAGGUGGCAACCAGCUGAACGACCGACCCAGAAGAAACCUAAAGACAAUUUGAAACCUGAGGGUGAAUUUGAGCGACCGAAAGAGGAUGAGUGGAGGCCUGCUGAACGUCGUACGCAACAGAAACCAAGAGAUAACUUACAACCAGAAGGUGAAUUCGAAAGACCUAAAGAAGAUAAAUGGAGACCAGCUGAGAAACAGACUCCACACAAACCGCAAGACAAUCUCAGACCCGAGGGUGACUUUGAAACCCCAGAAAAGGAGCGGUGGCAACCAGCUGAACGACCGACUCAAAAGAAACCGAAAGACAACUUGAAACCCGAGGGUGAGUUUGAGAGACCAAAAGAGGAUGAGUGGAGGCCUGCUGAACGUCCUAAACAGAAGAAACCCAAAGAUAACCUACAGCCAGAGGGUCAAUUUGAGAGACCAAAGGAAGAACAAUGGAGACCAGCAGAAAAACAAACUCCUCACAAGCCAAAAGAUAAUCUUAAACCUGAAGGUCACUUUGAAACUCCUGAAAAAACGCGCUGGCAACCAGCUGAAAGACCUGAACAGAAGAAACCGGAAGACAACUUAAGACCUGAGGGAGACUUUGAAAGGCCGAAAGAAAAAGGAUGGCAGCCAGCUGAAAAACAGACGCCGAAAAAACCGAAGGACAAUCUGAAGCCAGAAGGUGAUUUUGAAACUCCAGAAAAACAAAGAUGGCAACCAGCUGAACGACCAACUCAAAAGAAACCUCAAGAUAAUCUUAGACCCGAAGGAGACUUUGAAAAGCCGACACCUACGAAAUGGCAACCAGCGGAAAGGCCAAAGCCUAAGAAACCAGAAGAUAACCUGAAGCCUGAAGGACCAAUGGAUACAACUCGAAGAACCGACUAUAACGUAGUUAAAGGGGAACGUAUGGACGUAGUCAAACAUGAAGAUCAUUUGAAAAUGGAGGGAGUCAUCGAUGUUCGUCGUUCAAGAGACGAUUAUAAACGUAUCGAUAAAACAGAAAAAGUCAUUAUUCGAAAGCAUGAAGAUAAUUUACGCACUGAAGGAGAAUUUAUUGAUUUACAAGUACGCAAUGAUUACGGUGCUACAAAAGGUGAGAGAGCUCCAGUCGUUAAGCCAAAAGACAACCUUAAGCCAGAUGGUAAAUUCUAUAAGCCAGAAGUCGUUCCGUCGCAACCAGCUGAGAAACGCAAACCAUUUAAACAUGUUGAUAAUAUUCUUAUUAGUCGAGACACCGAUAUUCAUAAACAGAAACUAGACAGGGUUGAUAUUAUACGAAGGGAAGACAAUCUCAAAAUUGAAGGUGAAUUUAUAGACAUGAAGCAAAAGAGUGAUUAUGACGUCGUCACUAAUAAUAGAACUGCGAUUACUAAUGAUAGAACUGCUAUAGUAAAGCAUGAAGAUAAUCUUAAAAUGGAAGGCACUAUGGAAAAUACUCGCUCUUCAGACACAUACCGUGUAGUCAAAGGUCAAAGAGUGAAACUUAUACGAAGAGAAGAUAAUUUGAAAAUUGAAGGUGUCUUUGAAGACCACACUCGUAGAGAUGAUUAUAAAAUUCAUAAAGAUCAAUGUAAGUCUAUAACUCAUCAAACAGAUGAUAAAGUUUAUAAAAAUGUUCAUGACAGGACACAAAACGGUGAAACGCACACUAUUAUUAAAAAUAUUGAUGAAAGUGAUGUAAAUAAUAAGACGUUUGUCACAAGGUAUGAAACUAUUGAAAGAAAGGGACCAAUUGAAGAGUCACCACGUCCAAAAGAUGUACAAAAUUCAACAAGACCAAAAGAUUUGAAACAUGGUCCUGAAGGGCAAAAACCUCAAAGUCAAAGACCAAAAUGGGGAAAACCUGAUGAAAAUAUAUUUGUUCCUAGAGACUCUCACCCAACAGGUGACUAUCCCGAUGGCAGCAGGCCAAAACCAGAAAAUGUAGACCGCACAAGUCCUGGACCAAGAGAUGUACGUCAUCCAGUGCACGAUACUCCUUCACGCGGAUCACCUGUAAAACAAUAUCCUGGUGGCUAUUCUGAACAAACUAUAACAAAUAUUGUAAGAGACGGUUCAAAUACUGUACUAUCGGAUGUUUCUUCUAGUACUGUUCACACAAAACAUGACGUUUCCCAUACACAUUAUGAUCAUAGCACCAAAACAUCGCAACAUGAAACGCACAGGAAGGUUACUGGAGUUGUUACAGAUAAACCAACUAAUGGAGGACCGUCAAGACAUAGUACACCUUCAAGACAAGGCACGCCUUUUUCACAAGAUACGCCUUCAAGGCAAGGCACGCCCUCAAGGCAAGACAUGCCCAUAAGACAAGGCACGCCUGAUCGCCAUACACCACACCAACAUUUGCCUAGUAACCAAGUUAAUCGCUUUGAAGAUUCAAGUGAAGUGACUUCAAAUACCCAGCAACAAAAUUACAUCAACAAUAAAAAUAUUUCACAUACACAAUAUGAUCAAAGUACCAGAACCUCUCAAAUAGCAACGCAUAAGGAAGUUACAGAGUCGGUUACGAAUAAAAUACAUACCCACGAUCAAAUCAAAGAAGAUACGCAUGACCGAAUUGAUUAUUCAAAACAAACACCCAAAGAUCAAAUAGAUAGCCCACAAACACGCUACCCUGAAAAUCAAAAAAAUGUACAUCAUGCAACACAUGUGACAGGAGUUAAUCAGGAAAAUAUCAACUUGUCGGAUAAAUCUAUAUCACGUCACACGAACGAUAAGAAUAUAAUAUCUUCAAAGGUGGAUUCAAAAACCGUUAAAAACUUAUCCAGUUCCACAACAAAAACUAUAAAACAAGUCACCGAGAAAAAGUUGAUAGGGGGUAAAUGGGUUAGUGUUACUAAGAAUGUUGAGGUUGAAGUUUCCAACACUCCUGUUACUGGGAAUAUAAAGAGCCCAUUGAACCAACCAAUUAAUAGUCGUCCACGCAAGCCCUCAUCAGCCUUUUCUGAUACGUCCAGUGACGUAACUAAUGUAGGACCGUCAAGACAUGGUACACCUUCAAGACAAGGCACGCCUUUUUCACAAGAUACGCCUUCAAGGCAAGGAACACCCUCAAGGCAAGACACACCCUCAAGGCAAGACAUGCCCAUAAGACAAGGCACGCCUGAACGCCAUACACCACACCAACAUUUGCCUAGUAAUCAAGUUAAUCGCUUUGAAGAUUCAAGUGAAGUGACUUCAAAUACCCAGCAACAAAAUUACAUGAAAAAUAAAAAUAUUUCACAUACACAAUAUGAUCAAAGUACCAGCACCUCUCAAAUGGCAACGCAUAAGACAGUCACAGAGUCGGUUACGAAUAAAAUACAUACCCACGGUCAAAUCAAAGAAGAUAUGCAUGACCGAAUUGAUUAUUCAAAACAAACGCCUAAAGGUCAAAUAGAUAGCCCACAAACUCGCUACCCUGAAAAUCAACAAAAUGUACAUCAUGUAACACAUGUGAAAGGAGUUAAUCAGAAAAAUAUUAACUUGUCGGAUAAAUCUAUAUCACGUCACACGAACGAUAAGAAUAUAUCUUCAAAGGUGGAUUCAAAAACCGUUCAAAAUCUAUCCAGUUCCACAACAAAAACCAUAAAACAGGUCACCGAGAAAAAGUUGCUAGGUGGUAAAUGGGUUAAUGUUACUAAGAAUGUUGAGGUUGAAGUUUCCAACACUCCUGUUAAUGGGAAUAUUAAGAGCCCAUUGAACCAACCAAUUGAUAGUCGUCCACGCAAGCCCUCAUCAGCCUUUUCUGAUACGUCCAGUGACGUAGGCUCGCAAAAAUAUCAAAACAAUAAAGUCGGUCGUAAUGUAUCAGACUCUACGUUUAUAAUCAACGAAAGAGAAAAUGAAAACAUGACAAGAUCUACUCAACACUCUUCGUCAGAUAGCAGAGUAUCGAAACAUAGCUCUGACAAUAUAACACAUAAGAUAACAUCAAACCAGACGGUUUCUCAUGGUGUUCGGCAAGGUGGCCACCAAAUUCAAGAAAACAUAGUGUCGCGAAGCCACGGAAGCGUUAACCAAUCGGGACAAGUAAUAAAUCAAUCUACUCACUCCUCUGAUAUUCAAAACGUUCGUAACGUUGACCACACGCAGCGCAGACAUGUCACACACGUGGAUAAUGCUACGCCGCAUCAUACAUCAAAUCAAAAUUUGAAUACGACUUACAACGUCCGAUCGUCCGAUCAACGAGUCUCCAGCAACGUAGCCAGCGUCACGAAUGCCUUCGUCCAACAUGAAAAUGUCAGACAGGGUUCGAACAGGAGCCACUUGAGCGACAGCGUAACUAAGACGAGUAUCGAAUUUCAGAAAGCUAUGCACGGCGGAGACAGCAGUAACUCUACAUCGACGGUCGAUGCCUCAAAACGGACCGGGCACCAUAAAAGAACUUCCGAUCUGAUAACAGACUCGUCGAACACGAACGUCGUUCUUCAUCGCAAAGGGGUGCAAUCUACUAACGAAGCUCACCAUUCGACGAGCUCCACGGCAGCGGCGCAGCGCAAGAGCAUUACCAAUCUGAACGAGCGCGGAGACUACAUCAGUAAUUCGACGCAGAGCGCCGACAGGAAAAGCAUAAGCUCCAUGCAUCGCUCGACGCGCGAUAACAUAGCUUUCAUAUCGCAGCACACCGAUAAUACGGACGUCCGCCGUCAAGUGAGAAGAGACGGUCAGUCCACCUUGGUCGAGGAGAGGCAGCCACGCGCAUUGGUCAGGGAUAAUCUUCACGUCGGCGGUGAACUCUACGGUCGUUCCGAAGCACGCUCGUAUGGAAACUCCUCGAGAUCUGAUAAGAACGAGAUCAGCAGCAGCGUGCAGAGGGUUGAGCGCGUCGCACGCCACGGCAGUACGUCUAGCUUCGUGCUCGGGGACGGUGGCACCAGCUACAAGCGCGAGUUCACCACCCACGUGCACGGAACUUGCCCGGCUACGCUCAUAGAAUCGUCCCGCACUCCGUUCAAACACACUCGUGAUUCUCGUGAACACAAAUUUUAUACCGCUAAAGUAACUAAAUCCUAAUCUCUUUUAAGAAUUUUCAAUUAUGCAAUAAUUAAUGCUACUGUUACAAAAUAUAUUACUUGAAUUUAUUGCGACAUUUAACAAUUAAACUAACUUUGCUAGUCUAAAAAUGUAAUUUAACAUCAUAUUUUAUAAAGAUUAAAUAAUGAUAAUUUUAUGUAAUCGUUGGCAGAUUUUAUAUUAUUUACCUAAUCAGUUAAAAUGUCAAACAUUGCCAUAAUAAGUAUAUUAUUAUAUUAUCAU